Molecule: messenger RNA, 3201 nt
Organism: Laccaria bicolor S238N-H82
Lineage: Eukaryota; Fungi; Basidiomycota; Agaricomycetes; Agaricales; Hydnangiaceae
Exons: 14
Coding region: 1-3201 (1066 amino acids)
Biological process (GO): tRNA re-export from nucleus
Cellular component (GO): nuclear pore; cytoplasm; nuclear matrix
Molecular function (GO): small GTPase binding; tRNA binding
Source: RefSeq, a predicted model, not a curated record
AUGGAACAGGAAAUCGACCAGAUUGUUCAAGCAAUCACUAUUGCCUCUGAUCCUACUCAAGCCUCUCUGUACCAGCAGGCUUUGGCUUAUAUUUCCACCAUCCAGCAAAAUGCAAAUGAAACCUGGAGGCUUGCGCUACACAUCUUCGUCGAUCAAAACACAGAGGGCCAUCGAAAGCACCCUGCACAAGCCCGAUUCUUCGCUCUUCGUGUUUUAGAUGAAUUCUUUGACAACCGGUUCGAACCUUUAGAUCAUGAAUCCUUUCAGGCGAUACAUCAGGCUUUGACUGCAUAUAUUCAAUCAGAAUAUGUUGUUGGAUCUGCUGAAGCGGACGCUUCAUUCCUUCGAAACAAGUUUUCUCAUACACUUACCCUAUUCUUCCUUUGCACAUACAUCGACCAAUGGCCUUCAUUUUUCACCGAUCUUUUCACCCUCAUCAGACCAACGGAAUCGGCAACGCGUUCAAAUUUCAAUCGACAUAUUUCACUCCUCUUCUUCCAUAUUGUGCUCGAGAUUUCUGGGGAAGUAGCAGACCAGAUUAUCAAAUCAGCGCGGCCAUACAAUGCUGCUCGACACGCGCGGGAUGCACGGGUGAGGGAUGCGGUCAGGGACAGAGAUGCUGCUCGCAUCAAUGCAGCAGUUCUAACCAUCGUGGUCGAAGGGGCGGAGCAGAUGGCCAAUCUACACAAAAGUGAGACCUCCAGCCGCGGCCCGCGGGAACUAGAGGGUGCUGUCGAAGUUGUUGAUUGGGGAAUCAGGACAUUUGGAUCUUAUGUUGGUUGGAUUGAUAUUAAUCUGACUGUCACCCCAACCACGGUUCCCCUGCUGUUCAAUUUGCUCGCUGACUCGUCAUUACCCAUCCGCUUGGCGACAUCUGUGUCCCUCCUGCGGAUCGUUUCGAAAGGUCUGAAGGAACCGGGGGACAAACUGCAGCUUUUGAAAGUGUUGUCCCUCGGCCAAGUUCUUGACGCUUUAGAAGCCAAAACCCGUGCACAACAAAUUGAAAGAGAGGAGUCGUAUCGAGAAGCACUUGGAAAGUUGUUGAAUGUCUUGGGUUUAGAGCUGGCCAAGUUAGUAGAUGAUUGUUCGGACGAGGACAUACGUGCCGAGGCUUCAACCUAUAUUACGCAAAUCCAACCUGUUAUGCUACGCUUCAUGGCUGAUGAAUAUGACGAUACCUGUUCCACAGUGUUUCCACUGCUACAAAAUAUUCUCACUACCUACAAACGCCAUCGGAAAAUAUCUUCAAAUCCAUUAGAUGAAUCGAAAAGAUCUUUCCUGGCGUCUCUCCUUCAAGUCUUGUUGGCAAAAAUGAAAUGGGAGGAAGACGCCGAUCCUGAAGAUGCUGACGAGGACGAUAACGCCGAAUUUGACAAAAUGCGCAAGGAAUUACGCACUUUCUUGGAUUCCAUCCUCGCAAUUGAUCAAGUUUUGGUCACGGAUGCGGUCAAAACCCUCGCGCUCGACACCAUUACCGCAUUCAAAAAUGGGGUCUCGAUCAAGUGGAAUGAUGCUGAACUGGGCGUUUAUCUUGUUUUUAUUUUCGGGGAGAUCAAUAAGAGUAUGACACGUAUAGCGGGUGGAAAGGGUCGUGCAGCGUUCUGUCAGGCUCCAGCCGUCGUCGACAAGGACAAAAGAAAGGCCACAGAUUAUUCCGAUUAUCCACUUACCACUCAUGGAGAGAUGCUCUUGGCUCUCGUUCAGUCGGGAGUUGCAUCGUUUCCUCAUCGGACCGUGUCACUGCAAUUCUUUGAAACCGCUUCUCGCUACACCGAUUUCUUCAAAAUACGUAAAGAUUGCAUUAUCCCAACUUUGGAAGCCAUGAUUGACACUCGUGGUCUUCAUAACGAAAAUCUCAACUUUAGGUCCCGACUCUUUUAUCUUUUCCAUCGCUUUAUCAAAGAGUCUCGAAAUGAGAUCCCCCCACAUAUCAGUGGCAAUAUCAUCGACAGCAUGCGUGACCUGUUGUUGAUUGAAGUAGAGAUCCCAGCGGCCGAAGAUACAGAAAUUGAUCCUCUUUCAGAGGCCAUCAAAAACAGUCAGUUCGACUCGCAGCUCUAUCUCUUCGAGACAGCAGGCAUCUUGACUUCCCUCCUCUGCAAAACACCGACGCAACAAACCGCUAUGUUACUCUCCCUUGUGAAACCGUUGAUGGACGACCUUUCAGUGAGCCUGCAAGCAUUCAGCAAAGGAGGACAAGACCUCCUACCCAUAGUCAAGGUCCACCAUAUUAUUAUGGCCCUGGGUAAUAUUGCAAAGGGAUUCCCGGAUUAUCCGACAUCUAUUCCGGAGGGGCAUAUCUUACCACCGCUAGAGAUAUUUACAGAAGUCGCACAGGCCAUUCUUGUCUGCCUGGAGGCUAUGAACGUUUACAAACCUAUUCGUGAUGCGACUCGGUUUGCUUUCGCCAGGAUUUUGGCUACAACUGGACCAACAGUUACAAGCUAUAUACCCCAGUUGAUGGGUAAUCUCCUCGCUCACUUUGAGCCCACCGAACUGGUCGAUUUCAUGAAUUUCAUUGGACUUCUGAUUCAUAAGCUUCAGAAGGACAUGUUCGACGUUCUAGAUCAACUUAUCGGCCCGCUCAGUGCCCACAUCACAUCUCUUUUAACACAACCUGUAUCGGGGACAGACGAACAUCGUGCACAUAUCGAAACCAAGAGGGCGUACCUUGCAUUACUCAACAACAUCAUGGCCUCAAAACUAGAUGGAAUUUUUACCUCAGAGCGAAAUUCGAGCAAUUUCGAAGUACUAUUAGAAAGCAUGCAGCGUUUGGCUGAAGACGUUUCUGACCCUGCAAGUGAAAAGACUGCCAUCAUGUUCCUCAACCGAAGCGUCACCGUUUGGGGUCAACCCUCUUCUUCGGAGAAUGGUCGGGAAACGGGUCACGGCUUACCCGGAUUUGAACGGUUCAUCUACGAACGACUAGUUCAGACUUGCUUUCGUGUUCCUUCACUACCUCAAUUUAACUUGAAGGAUGGCCAGAUGAUGGUGGUUCUUCAUGAAAUAGCAAAUUUGCUGCAAGUUAUCUGCAAAAUACGUGGUCAUGAAGCAUACAACUUCUUCAUCUCCGUCUUUCUUCCGUCGCAAAACUGGCCAUCAGAAACAGCGCUUGAUUUCAUGACAAAAUUACGAGACUUGGACGGCAAGGGUUUCCGUAAAUACUUUACUGAACUCAUCAGGUCCUCACGGACAUCAUAG